Molecule: messenger RNA, 568 nt
Organism: Dentiscutata heterogama
Lineage: Eukaryota; Fungi; Glomeromycota; Glomeromycetes; Diversisporales; Gigasporaceae
Source: the annotation of a GenBank genome assembly
GCAGCAACCAGUGCUCCUGUUUGUGGCAAGCCUGUAACCAAAAAUGCAGGAUUUACACAAAUGGCUUUAUUUGUAAACAAACGGUGCAAAGAUAGCCAAUGGAAUGCUAAAACAGCAACUGGCCAUUGGGCUACUUAUAAAAAACUAUAUAUAGAAACUCGAAAGCUAGUUAAUAAAUCUGGGUGGGGAUUAACUGAAGAUGAUCAUGAAAAAGAUAUUACAACUAUAGAAGCUAAGUUGGAAGAAUUAUGCCCAUAUUAUAGCCGUAUUGAUACUAUUUAUGGUGAAAAGCAAAAUGUACAGCCUACUUUUCUUGAGAAUUUCAGAUUAAAUGAUGAAGAUAAUACAAGCAAAAUUUUAAAUGAUGAAGAUAAUGCAAGCAAAGCUUUAAACGAUAAAUAUAAAAAUCAUACUUAUGAUAUUAAUUUAGAAGAUGAAUCUGAUGAUAAUUUAUCAAAUAUUGCCGGUAAUAAUAAUUUAUAUGAUAACAACUUUAAUAAUAAUUAUGCUGAUAAUAAUGAUUUGUAUAAAGAUAAUUUUAAUAAUAAUGACGAAGAUUUAUUAGCUG